UGAGGGGCGGGGCUAAAUGCCGAAGGGGCGGGGCGGCGGUGAUGGGCGCGGAGGCUUAGCCCGCGAAGGGGCUCCGUGGCGGCUGCAGCGGGCGGGCAGCGGUGGUGGUGCGGGAUGGGACGGAGCGCGGCGUCAGAGGAAGCCACCUGAAUGUGCUAGCAAGUUACAGAACAGCUGUCUUCUCAAAGGUGUAAACAGAGGAUAUUCCCUACUCCCUUUUUUAAAUGGUUGUGAGCCAUGCCUUUGGUGAAAAGGAACAUUGAACCACGGCAUCUCUGCCGAGGAGCUCUGCCAGAGGGAAUCACUAGUGAACUGGAAUGUGUAACAAAUAGCACCCUUGCUGCUAUCAUACGCCAGCUUAGCAGCUUAAGCAAACAUGCUGAAGAUAUAUUUGGUGAAUUGUUUAAUGAAGCCAACAGCUUCUACAUCAGAGCAAAUUCCCUUCAAGACAGAAUUGAUCGCCUUGCUGUCAAAGUUACACAGCUGGAUUCAACAGUAGAAGAGGUAUCAUUGCAGGAUAUCAACAUGAAGAAAGCAUUCAAGAGCUCAACAAUUCAAGAUCAGCAGGUAGUUUCAAAGAACAGCAUUCCUAACCCAGUGGCUGAUAUUUAUAAUCAGAGUGACAAGCCACCACCUCUGAAUAUUCUUUCACCUUAUAGGGAUGAUAAGAAAGAUGGAUUGAAGUUCUAUACUGAUCCUUCCUAUUUUUUUGAUCUUUGGAAAGAAAAAAUGUUACAAGAUACUGAAGAUAAGCGAAAAGAAAAGAGGAGACAAAAGGAGCAAAAACGUAUAGAUGGCACCACCCGUGAGGUGAAAAAGGUUAGAAAAGCCAGGAACAGACGCCAGGAGUGGAAUAUGAUGGCAUAUGACAAAGAGCUUAGACCUGACAACAGGUUGUCUCAAAGUGUGUACCAUGGAGCAUCUUCCGAGGGAUCACUGUCCCCAGAUACUAGGUCCCAUGCAUCUGAUGUUACAGAUUAUUCUUAUCCUGCUACUCCGAAUCAUUCCCUCCAUCAGCAGAUAGCAAUGCCUUCAUAUGGAACGGGAGAUGGUCCACAGUACAUGGCAGCAUCCCAAAGCCAUGAGCAUGAAUACAGACCACCUUCCACCACUGUACGACAUGCUACUUUAAACAGACCUCAGCAACCACCUCCACCUCCACCCCAGCCUUCUGAUGGCCAGCAUAGCUCAGUACCUGUGGUACCAGCAGAAUAUGGGAUGCUUCCAGCUCAGAUGGUGGAUUAUUACAAUCCUACAGGUCCUCCCCCUCCUCCUCCUCCUCCUCCUAUGAUUCCUUCCGCACAAACUGCAUUUGUUAGUCCCCUUCAACUUCCUGUGCCGCCUUCCCAUUCUGGACCGGUGACUGGCUCUGCAUAUGCAGCUACUCAUCCUCCUCCUUCUAGUGGGCUUAUUGUCACUGCUCCUCCUCCUCCUGGCCCACCUCCUCCCCCUCCAGGCCCUCCUGUUACAGGUUCAUCCCUCUCUUCCUCCCCAAUGCAUGCUCCUCUAGCUAUGGAGGCAAAACGUCAUGAACCCACACAGGCACCAAUAAGUGAUGCACGGAGUGACCUCCUUGCUGCCAUUCGAAUGGGAAUUCAGCUGAAAAAGGUGCAGGAGCAACGUGAGCAAGAAGCAAAGCGCGAGCCUGUUGGAAAUGAUGUGGCAACCAUCCUUUCGAGACGCAUUGCUGUAGAAUACAGUGAUUCUGAUGACGAUUCAGAGUUUGAUGAGAACGACUGGUCAGAUUGAACUUGGUCCAAGCCACGUAGCGAGUUCAUUAAAUACUUGGCUUCAGUGAUUGCUUUCUUAGCAAGAUGUAAAGCAGGACGUUGACAUCUAUUAAGGCUAGUGAUCAAA
Molecule: messenger RNA, 1857 nt
Organism: Pezoporus flaviventris
Lineage: Eukaryota; Metazoa; Chordata; Aves; Psittaciformes; Psittacidae
Gene: WASF3
Product: WASP family member 3
Exons: 10
Coding region: 238-1749 (503 amino acids)
Biological process (GO): positive regulation of Arp2/3 complex-mediated actin nucleation; actin cytoskeleton organization
Cellular component (GO): cytoskeleton
Molecular function (GO): Arp2/3 complex binding; actin binding; protein kinase A regulatory subunit binding
Source: RefSeq, a predicted model, not a curated record